ACAAGACUGUGCACAGUUUUAUAUGGUACAAAUGGUUUUCCUACGCUACUCAUUUGUUUUAAUUUUGUUCGGUGUCCUGCUGAUUGAUGGAAUCAGAGCGGCGCGGAGAUGGGAGUACGAACCUAUAUCGGUCGCUGGCAUCUCUUCGGAUGACAGUUUAGUAAGUUUCGAUAUGAAAAUCGUUCGCAUAUCUCGCGGCGAAUAUGGAAUAUCAGCCACAGUCGUCUGGGACUACGAUACAACUGACAAAACCAUGGUUGAGGCCGUUGUCUACCGAAGCUAUUCGGGAGAUGAGAGGGACUACAUGUUGCUCCCUUUUUCCAUUCCCAAGCAAUCGUUUUACGAUUACCUCAAUACCUACUAUAAGAAUGUGAUAAUGAAGAACUUUGGCCCCUGCUCCAAUGUUCCGCAGUUCAAGGACAAAUUCCAACCUCCAUGGCCAAAGCGGACUUAUAUUGCAGAAAAAUGCGUUUUUAGUGGCGAGGGAUUGCCUGAAAUCAUAUUGCCCGGAUUCUACAAGAUUAUAUUCAAUUGCAGUGGACCGAACGAGCCGUCAUGGGCCUUUGUUGCUAUUCUUAAAAUGAGAAACAAAAUAUUUUGAUGUCAACACUAUAAUGUGUUAUGGAAUAUGAAUAAAUUUUGAAAAAUUGUCAAUAAGAAAAGAGUUGGAAUAUCUAAAAUUGUAUUGUCAGCUUGAUACACAUACAAAUAUAUCUACUUUUAAUACCUUAAGCUGUAGUUGCACUACGAAAAAAACACAUGGAAAAAGAAAAACAGAUAAAUAAAU
Drosophila suzukii is the source of this 787-nucleotide messenger RNA. RefSeq lists its product as uncharacterized. The record is from RefSeq and is a predicted model, not a curated record. NCBI's taxonomy places the organism in Eukaryota, Metazoa, Arthropoda, Insecta, Diptera, Drosophilidae.